UAAUAGAGUGUGAAUAUCAUUUGAAUUAAAUAAGUGAUUGCUGUUUAUAUAUAAAAUGCCAACCGAAUUACAGGAACUCGUCGGCUUUUUGCACGACAAGGCUUUGAACGUCAGAGAAAUUGCACUAGAAAAUCUUGUCCAAUUUUCACCAGGUGGGGCCAACAACCAGCAGGACAUAUUCAAAUACGACAACUGCAGGGCUAUCGAAGACUUGAUAAAUUUAGCACAUGAAAAAAAGGGUAAAACUGUCAAUGAAGCACUUACCAUUUUGGUUAACCUAUGUGAUGACCAAGAACUCCGUUCAUUAAUCUCAAAGGAUGAUACUUUUCUGAAAUUUUUGAUAGAGGCAUUGCCAAAUCCCCAAAACUUGAAUGCAGAGCUCAUGUGUAUGUUAUUGGCAAACCUAGCCAAGGAAGACAAUAUCUUAAAGGUUUUUGAUAUCAAGGUUGAUAUCAGAGACGACCAAAAGGAGAUUUUCAAAAGCAACAAUGCUAUGGAUUGUUUAAUGGAUAUGUUUGUGAAGGGAGCUGAUAGACAGAUUAACAAGUACGCUGUAUAUGAUUACCUUUCAUAUUUCUAUGCAGACCUCUCCAGGUUCAAGGAGGGCCGUGAAUACUUUGUUACAGAACAAAAAUAUGAUGAUGUCAUUCCGUUGACGAAAUUACUAGUCUUUACAGAAAAAUGGGAUGCUAAAGUGAGAAGAGAAGGUGUUGCGUCUACAAUCAAGAACUCGCUGUUCGAUAUCGAAAAACACAUGACUUUUCUCGAGGAACCUAUCAAUAUAUUAUCAUACAUUCUCUCUCCUAUUGCCCUCCCUGGUAACAAAGGAUUAAGUGACGACGAAAUCCUAGAACUUCCAGACGAACUUCAAUUUCUCGACGAGGACAGGAAAAUAGAACCACUUAGAGAUAUAAUAUCUGUCCAUCUCGAGAGUUUGUUGUUGCUUUGUGCUACAAGAAAGGGUAGAGAAUUUUUGAGAAGCAAAAGUGUUUACCCUGUGGUCAGAGAAUUACACAAGGAAUCGAAGGACGACAAGGUCUCGGAGUUAUGCGAUCGUCUAGUCCAGAUGUUAAUGAGAGACGAGGGAGAGGACAAGCCAGAUGAAGAAGAGUUAGAUGAGAUCAAGGGAAUGUUGCACAAAGUCGAAGAGAUUGGUGACGAUGACGACAUCCAAAUGACUGAUGAUGAUGACGAUGAUGAUGAAGCGGAAGGAAUGGUUGUUGUAUGCUGAUGGUUUUUGUUUGUAACUUCCGUCUGUAAUGAAGAUGCAAUGAUUGUAUCCGUAAUUUACUCCCGCAGGUGUUUUCUUUUCUUUGCGCCUGGACCCUUACCCUCAAAUUUCCUCAUCCCGGCUAGAGAUGGACUUUGAAUGCCCAAUCACCAAUUGUAGCAAUAUACCAGAAGCUGAAAACUAUUAAAUAUAUCUUUAACUUGUAUUGAAGUUGUAUAAAAAAGAUUAGACAUAA
Molecule: messenger RNA, 1466 nt
Organism: Pichia membranifaciens NRRL Y-2026
Lineage: Eukaryota; Fungi; Ascomycota; Pichiomycetes; Pichiales; Pichiaceae
Exons: 1
Coding region: 56-1231 (391 amino acids)
Source: RefSeq, a predicted model, not a curated record